This is a messenger RNA of Cladophialophora carrionii CBS 160.54, 1236 nucleotides long. RefSeq lists its product as uncharacterized. The transcript is spliced from 2 exons. The record is from RefSeq and is a predicted model, not a curated record. NCBI's taxonomy places the organism in Eukaryota, Fungi, Ascomycota, Eurotiomycetes, Chaetothyriales, Herpotrichiellaceae. The coding region runs from base 1 to 1236 and encodes 411 amino acids.
AUGGAGGGUGAUACCUCAACAUCGACGUCAGGACCUGGCAGUCUCGGUCAAUGGCUAACAGCCGACGGCCUCUUCUCAUUCGAUCCCAGCGCCCUACGCAGCGUGAUCCUCAACUCAGCAAGCGACGCAUCGACGACCAAUUCAUCAGGUCACUUGCAUCAAAAGCUCGACAAGAUCGGCUUUCUCUAUCUCAACCGAAGCUACGGCGUCGGCGCGGCCACAGGGCUUGUUGACGUCGUCGCAACAGGCCCGAGCUCUCCUCCCCAUUGGAUCUCGUACUCUGAGCCGGGCUUCCACUCCGAGGUCUCAUGCAUAUACAACGCCUCAAGCGCCUACCGCAUCGACAAGCUCGACACACCCUCCGGCUGGACGUUGAACAUAUACCAAGCCGCGGGCUCCUACCCCACGGGCGCAUCCACGGGCGGCUGGGUCUACGUCGGCUAUUCGCCGUUGGACAUUUUCUCCUGGGGAGCCACGUACAGCAACAAGACGCGCCGGUCGUACCUCUCGCUGACGACCGCGGCCACGGCAUCCCAAGACGCAUGGUCGUUUAGCCAGCUCAAGGACAUCCAAUGCCAACUCGAUUUCCAGGCAAAGAAUUUCUCCAUUCUAGUCAACCAUACCAACAACAUCAUCUCCGUGACGCCCGGCGCCGAAGGACCGUGGCCCAGCUACGCCGAUGCCGUCAUCGACAAAGUCACAAACUGGCUGUGGGUCUUCUCGUACGUCGACAGCUCCUUCGGCGGCUCGUACCUCGGCCGCACGCUCCGUCUCAACGUCAAUCAGCUGCAGAACGCCACGGGCGGCGACUUCAGCUCCACCUCCACCAACACCUCCACCACCACCAGCACUACCCUUCGCGGCGUCGCCGACUACGUGACUUCCUGCAUCGACGACGUCCUCGUCGCGCUGUCUUCGGCACGUCUGGUCGCUGCGAACGCGACACGCCCGGUCGAGGCACGUAUCGCAGAUUCCGGCCUGUGUCUGCUCUACGCUGCCGAGGGGCUGCGCACCCGCUUCUGGCGUGACAUGCCGCGAGUGGAUUUGAUGGAUCUGACCAGCGUUGUCUUGGCCGCGUGGAAAGGCGGGAUCGGCCGCCGCGUGGAUGACAUGGAGGACAUCUUCAGCGUAGACACGGUGGCUAAACAUCUUCAAGUCGUCCUGGGCGAGUGCAAGGGUAGUAUCCCCGGCAUCAUGCCCAUCGUGGCGUCUCAUGUAGAGACGAGCGAGCAUUAA